GUCAGUGCCAGGUUCUAGGCCUGCCCAGGGGGUCCUGCUUCCUGUGGAGGAGGGGCCUGUGCUGCCUCUGUCCCCAGUGGGCAUCUUUGCCCCAGCUCACUUGUCCUUGUCCUAGGUGCCUGUGCAGCACCUGUGGGCGAUAGGACGUGGGUAGGACCCUGGCUCUUCCUGGGGGUGCUGGGCGGCUCCAGACCAGUGGGUGGAUAAGACAGGUGCACGGAAUUGCCUCAGAGGCCCCAGCACAGUGCAGAGAGGGAGUCCUUGGGCUGAAGGUGGAAAAUCCAGGCAGGCUGCUCGGAGGAGGUAGCCCUGGCAGUGGGGCUUCAAGGAAGUUGGGCAGGAGGAGGAAUUUGGAGAGGGCACACAAGGUUUGGGGGCUGCUGGGGCAAGGGCCCCCAGGCUAGUGCUGUCCUCACUGCAGCUGAGCCAGCCUCCUGCCCUCCUGGUUCCUGUCCUUUCCCACCUCCUUCUCCCCUUCUGUGCAUCACUCAGCACUUGGGCAGGCGUUGCCACAACAGGCUCUGGCAACUGGGUCUGGCAGCGAAGCCCUGGAAAAACCUGGGGCAGAGCCCAGAGGAGUGAGUGCCCCAUGCUCAGGGCGCGCUCGGAGACCAAGAGUCCACCUCCAACAGGCUGUGUGGGGCGCGGAGUCUGGGGCCGCUGCCCGGCUUGUGGUGGGGGGACCCUCUUAGCUCUUCCCCUGGGCAACAGAAGAGCACUGGACUUGGAGUCCAGACACUGAGUUCCACUCCCUGACUCACCUGUGGUGGGGCAAGGAUGUUUCCUUCUCAGGGACUUGCUGUCCCCUUUUGCAAAUGGGCUCAUGCUACCCUUUCCCGAAGGCUCCAGGCAAACUCCAGUUAGAGGGGGAGGAAUAAGGUGCUGUGUCCACUCUGAGGGGCACCUUGGCAGCCGUGUGAAGUCAGGAGGUCUAGGUCCUCUUGGCCCCUCUUCCCGGGACAAGGGCACGAGAGCGGCUGCUUUCAGCCCCCUCUUCUCCCUCAGAUGUUAUGGAGCUGGGUCUGUCUCCGCCUCAUCUCAGCAGCUCCCCAGAAGACCUGUACUUGGCCCCUGGGACCCCUCCUGGGACUCCCCCACCUCCCGAUGCCCCUCUGCCUGGGGAGGUGAAGAGGUCCCAGCCUCUGCCCAUUCCGACCAGCAGGAAUCUUCUUCGAGAGGAGGAGCUGCGGGCAAGCUCUCUACCCUCCAUCCCCAACCCCUUCCCUGAGCUCUGCAGUCCUCCUUCACAGACCCCCAUUCUUGGGGGGUCCUCCGGUGCAAGGGGGCUGCUCCCUCGAGACACCAGCUGCCCCCAUGUAGUGAAGGUGUACAGCGAAGAUGGGGCCUCCCGGUCUGUGGAGGUGGCGGCGGGCGCUACAGCCCGCUACGUGUGUGAGAUGCUCGUGCAGCGAGCUCAUGCCCUGAGCGAUGAAAGCUGGGGGCUGGUGGAGUGCCACCCCCAUCUAGCACUGGAGCGGGCCUUGGAGGACCAUGAGUCCGUGGUAGAAGUGCAGGCUGUCUGGCCCAUUGGUGGAGACAGCCGCUUUGUCUUCCGGAAGAACUUCGCCAAGUAUGAACUGUUCAAGAGCUCUCCACACUCCCUGUUCCCAGAAAAGAUGGUCUCCAGCUGUGUGGACACACCGACAGGCAUAUCCCACGAAGACCUCAUCCAGAACUUCCUGAAUGCAGGCAGCUUCCCAGAGAUCCAGGGCUUUCUGCAGCUACGGGGGUCUGGACGGAAGCUUUGGAAACGCUUCUUCUGCUUCCUGCGCCGCUCUGGCCUCUAUUACUCCACCAAGGGCACCUCCAAGGAUCCCAGGCACCUGCAGUAUGUCGCAGAUGUGAAUGAGUCCAACGUGUAUGUGGUGACCCAGGGUCGCAAGCUCUAUGGGAUGCCCACCGACUUUGGCUUCUGUAUCAAGCCGAACAAGCUUCGAAACGGCCACAAGGGGCUUCGGGUCUUCUGCAGUGAGGAUGAACAGAGCCGCAGCUGCUGGUUAGCAGCUUUCCGCCUCUUCAAGUAUGGGGCGCAGCUGUAUAAGAAUUACCAGCAGGCGCAGUCUCGCCACCUGCGUCCAUCUUGUGUGGGUUCUCCACCGUUGAGGAGUGUCUCUGAUAACACCCUGGUGGCCAUGGACUUCUCUGGCCGUGCUGGGCGUGUCAUUGAGAACCCCCGGGAAGCUCUGAGUGCAGCCCUGGAGGAAGCCCAAGCCUGGAGGAAGAACCACCGUCUCAGCCUGCCCACCCCAGGCUCGGGUACGAGCCUCAGUGCAGCCAUCCACCGCACCCAACCCUGGUUCCACGGACGCAUUUCCAGGGAGGAGAGCCAGCGGCUCAUCGGGCAGCAGGGCCUGGUAGACGGCCUGUUCCUGGUCCGAGAGAGUCAGCGCAACCCACAGGGCUUUGUCCUCUCCUUGUGCCACCUGCAGAAGGUCAAACAUUAUCUUAUCCUCCCGAGCGAGGAGGAGGGCCGCCUCUACUUCAGCAUGGACGACGGCCAGACUCGCUUCACCGACCUGCUGCAGCUCGUGGAGUUCCACCAGCUGAACCGCGGCAUCCUGCCCUGCUUCCUGCGUCACUGUUGUACUCGCGUGGCCCUCUGACGGCCGCUCCCAGUGUGGCCCCGGAGGUGCAGAAGCUCGCCAAGCAUCGGAGCGCACCCCUGCUCCGGAGAGAGUUUCUGCUUUGCUCCUUUGCCUCCCCCUCAGGCAGAAAGAUUCCCCAUCCCCCACCUCUUUCCUCAAGAAAAGGCACUGGGGGCGGCCCUCCCCUCCGUGGGGCCCCUGGGCACUGCCCUGCGGCAGGGCAUUGUGGGAGAAAUGGGGGCAGCCCAGGUGGUCUGAUGCCCCACACUUUGUACAGACUGAGAGGCCAGUUGAUCUACUGUUUUAUACG
Messenger RNA from Mirounga angustirostris (Northern elephant seal), 2895 nucleotides. RefSeq names its product growth factor receptor bound protein 7 (gene GRB7). The record is from RefSeq and is a predicted model, not a curated record. The transcript is spliced from 14 exons. The coding region runs from base 1011 to 2603 and encodes 530 amino acids. Gene Ontology annotation, biological process: signal transduction. Lineage: Eukaryota; Metazoa; Chordata; Mammalia; Carnivora; Phocidae.